Vanessa tameamea is the source of this 2869-nucleotide messenger RNA. RefSeq names its product growth/differentiation factor 8-like (gene myo). The transcript is spliced from 2 exons. The record is from RefSeq and is a predicted model, not a curated record. Gene Ontology annotation, molecular function: cytokine activity; growth factor activity. Bases 724 to 1230 code for a protein of 168 amino acids. Gene Ontology annotation, cellular component: extracellular region. NCBI's taxonomy places the organism in Eukaryota, Metazoa, Arthropoda, Insecta, Lepidoptera, Nymphalidae.
AGCACGAUAUAUUGUAUAAAAUAUGUUAAAAAAUAUAUAAGACCUUAUUGGGGGUAGUUUAAUUGUUUUAUAGCAUUGCAAAAUGUAUGAAAGGUGAUGAAAAACAGAACAUGGUUAUAGUAUUUAGAGUGGCGGCUCUAAUCACUAUAACUUUACGAAUUUCUGCUAAAGUCUGGAUGGUGUUUGCAAUGUUAUUAAAUAAGGAAACUACUUCUGUAUACACGAUUGAGGUCAAACUACUCAUCAAUUUAAGAAAAGAUAGAAUUAUAAGGAAUUCGUGAUAACGUAAACGUUUAAGAUCUUAAAUAUUAGUAAAAUCAACUGGGCAAUAUCGAAUUUGACUAUAAUUUACCCAUUUUUAUUCAUUGUACUGAUAAAUCUAAGACAGGUCUAUCUUCAUACUUCUUAAUUUGACUUUUUAAAAUUACAGAUACAAGGCGUCACAACCACUUCAAGGGUCUCAAAGUGAUCAACUUUCGGUUCACCAACAAAGUACUUCAGAACGAAGUCGACGAAGCAAUCUUGAACCUUCACGUUCAGGAAUUAGAACCUAGACAUAAUAUUACCAUAACUGAUGAUCAUUUUACUAUAAAUCUUCAAGUAAAUAGAGUAACUCGUAAUAGUCAAGGGAAUAAAGCGUCUGUACCAUACACGGAGAGUUCGAUCAAGUUGUCGAGGAAGGAUUUGAAGAUUGGGAAGUGGGUGAAGGUCAACGUGACGAAUAUGGUUGCGGAAUUCUUUAGGUUGCCGAGGGAGAAUCUAGCGAUAGUAGUGAGAGUACAAGACUCGAAGAAUAGGAUAAGCUUGGUUGUGCCGCAUCCGAGCUCAGAAUCAAAUAAUGCGUUGAUGCCAUAUAUAGAAGUAAGCCUAAGAGACAAUUCGCACAAGAGAACCCGGAGAAUGAUCGGGAUGGACUGCACUGAAAACUCCAAAGAGGCUCGGUGUUGCAGGUACCCGCUCUCAGUCAACUUCGAAGAGUUCGGCUGGGACUGGAUUAUCGCCCCCAAGCAGUACGAUGCCAACUACUGCAGCGGCGAAUGCCCUUACAGUUUUCUGCAGAAAUAUCCCCAUACUCAUUUAGUCCAUUUGGCCGCUCCCCAAGGCAGCGGUGGCCCGUGCUGCGCCCCAAGAAGAAUGAGCAGUAUUUCUAUGCUGUACUUCGACCACGAUUUGAACAUCAUCUACGGAACUAUUCCUGGCAUGGUCGUCGAGAGCUGUGGCUGCUCAUAGCGACCGCGUCAUCAACGAUAGGUACCUUGGACAUUCGAAGUUCUUUUGGUUGUUUCUUCUUUCGUAUAAUUAUUUGGGGCUUUAAGUGUAGUGUUCGUUUCUAUUGUGAUACAUUCGGUUGAAGACUGCGAACCCUUGUGCUGUGUGCCGUGAGUGUGACUAUGUACAUUUACUACUGUAGUAACAUCUAGCGUAAAUUUCAUUUCAUCUUUCAGAUUUUUAGAUUCAUACAAUUUUGAAUUUUAUUCGUAUUACGUAAAGUUGUUUUAAAAUAAACUCGAAUCGAUCAACCAUUAUAAUCUACUUAUAUAUUUUUUUUAUUUAUGUAUUUGUGUAGUUGAUUAAUUAUUUAUACUGUCUUUGUAUACCUAUAUUUAAGGGUACAUUAAAAAAAAAAUAAGUAUAUUUUUUACGUUUUUAUGUCCUUUAAUUUUGUUUAUUUCCUUAAAAAAAAAUACGUCAGGUAUUUUCGAUUCAAUUUACUUUUCUUUUAAAAUGGCAUUUAUUUUCGAAAUUAGAUCUUAAUUCAAAUUUAGUUAGUAAGAGACCUUUUCAAUUGUAAGUAGCAAAAAUGUAACGCGGGCACAAUAUUUGUUUUAAUUUGAAUGCAGUAUGUAAUAUAAUUACAUUAAACUUAUCAUCGUUCGAGCGUUGAACUAAGGAGCAACAAUAGGAUAUGGUAAUGAGAACCAUACAGAGAUUCCUUAGCAAUCAUCAAAGGAAUUGCAUAAAGGCUUAUGAACCAACACAAUCAGCAUUGUUUUACAUUUUUUUAAAUAUUUUUUUUUGUGCCUGUGAUUUAAAAUUUCGUAUCUUUUUAAUCUGUCGCCUUGUUAGUUAGGUGAAUGUAAACGAAGUGCUCGCCAAUGACAUUUCAUCCUUAGACAGAAUAUAAUUUAAAAAAUAAAAAAUUUAUUAAAUGUAAAAGCAAAGAGUUUUACUUUACUUUUAAAAAUACUUACCAACAAUUAAAUUUAAUCUGUUUUUACGUUGCUAAUUAUAAAAGUAUUACAAUUAAAAAAUGAUACAUAUUCAUAAAACAUCGUUGCAAGUGUAAAAAGUUUUAUGCGUAUAUUGUCUGUACAGAUUUAUCAUUGGUAGCAUUUUUUUUUACGAAAACUAUCAAAUUCUAAUUUUAAGUAGAUAGUCUAUGUAAUUUGAUGUAUUUCUAAAUGUAACGUAUUUUGUGAAAAUUUCUCUCGACAUUGUUUGGAUCUCGAUCAAAAUUAUAUUUUUUAUAAAAAAGUGGUUUUUACUAGGUUUAGCGGGUGGUGCUUAAAUGUAUGUUUUUUUUUUAUUUUCCAGUACCUACCCAUUGAAAUGUUUAAGCGUAUUAUGUUGAAGGAAUGAGAGAUUUUUUUUUUUAAUUUCGUUCGUAAGUUUUAGAAAAAAAGGUUGGAUUUAGAAUUUUUCAAAAUUGGAUCUCAUUUUGAGGCAACCGUUUAACUAAAUGCCUUGUAAUAGAUCUCCUGUCGCUUUUGAGGUUUUUGAACUGCGUUUAUGUAAUGUUUCUUUACAAACAUUUUAGCAUUAAGUUACCGUUCCGUAUAUCCGUAAACAUGAUAAAUAUUGUCAAAAUUUAACUAACAAACUCUUGUCAUAAUUGAUCUAUGAAAUAAAUUUUCAAUUCAUUUACAAA